Messenger RNA from Terrapene triunguis (Three-toed box turtle), 1327 nucleotides. RefSeq names its product guanylate kinase 1 (gene GUK1). Gene Ontology annotation, biological process: purine nucleotide metabolic process. Gene Ontology annotation, molecular function: GMP kinase activity. Lineage: Eukaryota; Metazoa; Chordata; Testudines; Emydidae. The transcript has 8 exons. The record is from RefSeq and is a predicted model, not a curated record. Gene Ontology annotation, cellular component: cytosol. The coding region runs from base 68 to 664 and encodes 198 amino acids.
ACUGCUGUCUACAAUUGCUUUGGAGCAUGCCCCACCCUAAGCAGCCUUCCUCUGGACAACAGCAGCCAUGACGGGACCAAGACCGGUAGUUCUGAGUGGCCCAUCGGGUGCAGGAAAGAGCACUUUGUUAAAAAUGCUGCUUAAAGACUACGGCAAUGUCUUCGGCUUCAGUGUCUCUCAUACCACAAGGCAACCAAGAGUCGGAGAAGUGAAUGGCAAAGAGUACCACUUUGUGACCAGAGAACAAAUGCAGAAAGAAAUUGAUGCUGGCGAAUUCAUUGAGCAUGCAGAGUUCUCUGGAAACAUAUAUGGAACAAGUAAAGCUGCAGUGGAGGCCGUGCAGGCACGGAACCAGAUCUGCGUCCUGGAUAUCGACUUGCAGGGCGUCAAGAACAUUAAGAAAACUGACCUGAAGCCGAUCUACAUCUCUGUCCGGGCUCCGUCCAUAGAAGUCUUGGAAAAGAGGCUGCGCGACAGACGGACGGAGUCCGAAGAGAGUCUACAGAAGCGGCUGAACGCCGCUCGCAUAGACAUGGAACUUAGUAAUGAACCUGGCCUUUUUGACCUGAUCAUCGUCAAUAAUGAUCUACAAAAAGCCUAUUCUGAACUGAAGGAGAUUCUUGCAGAGGAAAUCCAGAAGAUCCAAGACUCCAAGAAGUCCUGAGUUCAGUCUGCCUGGCCGCCAUUCCUAACGUGCUUCACAGCAUUCUGUUCCAAGAGAGACAUUCCCUUUAGCCUGAUCCCCUUCUGAGUUACUAUGACAUUUAUAGUAAAAAAAAACAAAACAAAAGCAAAACCAACCUUCUAUUUAUAUUAGCCGGGGCUUCUGCCACUUUGUGUGCGCACGCUAAAGCGUCCAGUACGCUUCUAGGUUUGCAUGGAGAUUUCAGACAGUCUGAAAGUCCCUGUACUGUAUUUCCUGAGCAGAAUUAUUCUGAAUUCAUUUGUAUAGCCUGAUGGUAGAUACAGCCCAUGCUGAUACAAUCAGUGCAUGUAGUGUGUGAAACUGCAAGCAGUAGUCUCCUCCAUAGCAUUUUUGGUGGAUACUCCCUUCUCAGCCCUGGGCUCCCUGCACCAGAGGCCACCUGCAGAGGGAAACGGCUUAGUAUGACCCGACUUGAUCUUCCUCCUGCAGACAAAUAGGUUAAAGUGUGAAGUGUCAUCAGCUGGCCUGAAGUGACCAACUGAGAGAAGAGAUGCAACUGAAAAGGAAAGAGACGGGCUGAAGACAAACUCAGAGAGAGGACGGUGCUAACGCUGGUGCCUCCCUUCUCCCCAACAAAUGUUCCACUAAGAAUCAUAGAAUAUCAGGGUUGGAAGGGACCUC